Messenger RNA from Tremella mesenterica DSM 1558, 517 nucleotides. RefSeq lists its product as uncharacterized. NCBI's taxonomy places the organism in Eukaryota, Fungi, Basidiomycota, Tremellomycetes, Tremellales, Tremellaceae. The transcript has a single exon. Bases 263 to 433 code for a protein of 56 amino acids. The record is from RefSeq and is a predicted model, not a curated record.
AAAACCAAGCCGACAAACCAGUCCGUUACCCCUGACUUGUCCUGAUGACGCCCCGUACACUCCCAAGCUCCUGACACAGGGGCAGAAUAGAUCAAUUCGUGGUACGGCAAACAUUGGCGGACGAACAAGGCGUGCAUCGGAAGGACCGUACCAAUCUGAAUGUCACUUGCCUGAAAGUCGCUAUACACCUUAUCCAUCCGGUGCAAGCCAACGAAGUACAACUACCGGGAGGGCCGUUGAAUCUGAUUCAUCUCAAAAUACAAUGACAGGAAGGCAGUUCAUGCCUGUUGCCCCGGAACAAGCCUUAAACAUCUUCGACGACCCCCUCGUCAAGUGGAAACCAUGGACAUCUCUGGACAAUCCAGUAGAAACGAAUGAUACUACUGCAGGGCGUAGGGGAGAUGAUACUUCUUCGAGAUCGAACGAUCAUUGAGGCCGUCAGACGGUAGGUCAUAUGAUCAUAUAUACAGUACAUACAUUAGGAAAUGUAGUACCAUAAGAAAAAUGAGUCGUUUUU